AUGCCUAUCACCCGCUCCAAACAUCGUCCAUCUCAACCGCAAUGUACCCUUCCUCAUAUUGAAUCCAACAACACUUCAUCGUCAAUUGCCAAGAAUAAGAAAUCAGCCGCAGCUACGCUUCCAACGCCAUCCGCUACCCAAACCAAUUUGGACACUCGUUCAACUCGUGGCAGCACUAAACGCAAAGGCGCCUCAGCUUCCACCAACCAUCAGUCUAAUAAUUUACAUUCACACUCAGAUUCCGAAAAUGAAACUCCCGAUGACGAUAUGUACCAGCCCAAUCCGGACAAUUCAGAAUCCGAACAAUCUACAACCAAUCAUGACAAAGAACCGACCGCAAAAAUCUUGCACAAUCGCUCCAGAGCUAAGAAAGCUAGCAGCAGGCCUUCAAAACGAUGGAGAGCUAGGUGGAACCCGGUCUCCGGAUUGUUUGCGGCUUUGGCAGAGUUAUGCUACCCGGGCUCUUGA
This is a messenger RNA of Melampsora larici-populina 98AG31, 468 nucleotides long. RefSeq lists its product as uncharacterized. The coding region runs from base 1 to 468 and encodes 155 amino acids. The record is from RefSeq and is a predicted model, not a curated record. NCBI's taxonomy places the organism in Eukaryota, Fungi, Basidiomycota, Pucciniomycetes, Pucciniales, Melampsoraceae. The transcript has 2 exons.